Messenger RNA from Rosa rugosa (rugosa rose), 2043 nucleotides. Its product is annotated as ferrochelatase-1, chloroplastic/mitochondrial-like. Gene Ontology annotation, biological process: heme biosynthetic process. The record is from RefSeq and is a predicted model, not a curated record. The transcript has 9 exons. NCBI's taxonomy places the organism in Eukaryota, Viridiplantae, Streptophyta, Magnoliopsida, Rosales, Rosaceae. Gene Ontology annotation, molecular function: protoporphyrin ferrochelatase activity. Bases 152 to 1624 code for a protein of 490 amino acids.
UAGUUGGUAGGUAGAAAGAAAGAAAGAAAGAAAGAAAGAAAGAAGGUGUAGAAUAAUAUCUGUGUAUAAAAGUUGUUGUUGAAGACUUAAGGCGUUCAUUUCACGCUUCUUCUGAUUCCAAAGUCCAAACGAAACCAAACACCAAAACGCCAUGGACGCCGCCGUUUCAUGCUCCGGUGUCCUUCCCCAAAUGAACCUCUCCGGCUCCGACCUCUCCCGCUCAGAUCAUAAAUUUCCGAUGGGUAGGUCUUCGUGCUCUUACGCGAGGUCAAUCGGGGCGGUUUCUUGCAAUAAAGGAUUGCGAAUCGUUCCGAAAAAGCUUGAAUUCUUGUGCUCUGCUGCGUCGAGAGAUGAAGAGAGGAAUGAAAUGGUGUUUGGGGCAUCGCAUUGCGAGAAGAAAAGCCCUGUUGGGGAGGCAUUGUGUGUUGCUGCGGGUGUAUGCACUUACGGUGGGACUGCUGUGGAGUCUCAUCACUCCCACAUUGCGGAAGAGAAGGUUGGAGUGCUGCUCCUGAAUCUUGGAGGACCCGAGACGCUUGAUGAUGUUCAGCCGUUUCUGUUUAAUCUAUUCGCUGACCCGGAUAUCAUACGCCUACCUAGGGCGUUUAGGUUUCUUCAGAAGCCACUGGCGAAAUUGAUUUCUGUGCUUCGAGCUCCUAAGAGCAAAGAAGGGUAUGCGUCAAUUGGAGGUGGUUCGCCCUUGCGUAAGAUAACAGAUGAGCAGGCAAAUGCACUGAAAAUGGCUUUGGAAUCAAAGGACAUGCCGGUGAAUGUCUAUGUGGGAAUGCGGUACUGGUACCCGUUCACUGAGGAAGCAGUUCAUCAAAUUAAGAGCGACAGAAUAACCAGGCUUGUUGUCCUGCCUCUAUAUCCUCAAUUCUCUAUCUCUACAACUGGAUCAAGCGUUCGUGUGCUCCAGAAGAUUUUCAGGAACGAUCCAUAUCUAUCAAGGUUGCCUGUUUCAGUUAUAAAUUCAUGGUAUCAACGUGAAGGUUAUAUUAAGUCAAUGGCUGACUUGAUCUCAAAAGAGAUAGAGAGUUUUUCUGAGCCUGCACAGGUCAUGAUAUUCUUCAGUGCCCAUGGGGUACCACUCAGUUAUGUGAAGGACUCUGGAGAUCCAUACAAAGAUCAAAUGGAGGAGUGUAUCUUUCUAAUAAUGAAAGAGUUGAAAGCUAGAGGAAUCAAUAAUGAACAUACUCUUGCCUACCAGAGCCGAGUUGGUCCUGUACAAUGGUUGAAGCCAUACACUGAUGAAGUUCUUGUUGAGCUUGGCCAGAAAGGAGUAAAAAGUCUUCUAGCUGUUCCAGUCAGCUUUGUGAGUGAGCACAUAGAAACUCUUGAAGAGAUAGAUAUGGAGUACAAGGAGUUGGCCCUCGAAUCUGGCAUUGAGAAUUGGGGCCGAGUCCCUGCCCUUGGCCUUACCCCUUCAUUUAUAACAGAUCUGGCAGAUGCAGUUAUAGAGGCUCUACCACUGGCAGCAGCCACUUCAACCCCAAAGACUACCCCAGCAGUUGAUCAUGACCCUAUGAUAUGGGCUAUCAAAAUGUUCUUUGGUUCAUUUCUAGCAUUCAUUUUGUUCUUUUCACCAAAGAUGCUAAUGGCAUUCAGGAACCACCUGAUUUGAGGGAAAUAUUGCAAUAGCUUACUACCACAUGUCAUAGAAGCUGCUCCUACAGAUUACAAUAGGUGAAACACCCUAAGGAAUACCGCUUCCUUUUUCAGUUAACCGGUUGACCCUCAUACACGGUACAAGAUUGCAGUUCAAGAAAGAGAAGUUUUGUAUUUAGGCCUUCUUUCGGAAAUGUGUCUUUUUAAAAUAAUUUUAAACUGAUUUUAGUAGGGACGGUGCUUGACAAAUAUUGAGCCUGGUUUUGUGGAAAAUCACUAGCUUCAUGCGCUGGGUCUCCGAAAAUCAUACGUGUAUACAGUCCUUGCUAUAUCUAUAUGAUUUUCUAUAGAUGUGUAAUUGGCAUUCUAUGAUGCAGGAAAGUUCUAAGAAUGAAUAGAACACUGUGAAAAGCAAAUAUAUCCAUAUUCCAUACA